Puma concolor (puma) is the source of this 4578-nucleotide messenger RNA. NCBI's taxonomy places the organism in Eukaryota, Metazoa, Chordata, Mammalia, Carnivora, Felidae. The record is from RefSeq and is a predicted model, not a curated record.
AUGUCGGACUCGCAGGUGGAGGGCGCCGCCUCGACCUCGGGGCUGGGGAGUGGCAAGAGGAGGUGGACCGAGCUGCUGGCGGGAAGGGUCAAGAGGCAAAUGUGCGGUCCUGGAACAGAGCAGAAGUUACAGGAAUCCGCUGUGCACCUCCUGAGACGCCACCUAAACUUGAAUGACCUUCUGCUCGAGGUAGAAGGUGCACCACGUAAGACACUGUGUCUCAAUCAGCUGAUUGAUCCUGAGGCCUGUACUAAUCUUUCUAGUUCACUCAUAGGCUCUGCUUUGCGGGAUCAAGCUUCAAGGCUGGGUGUCCCUGUGGCAGUGCUGUCCAGCCGGUUGGUGGCCUCCAGCAUCACGCAGAUCUGUGUGUCUGAUGGCGAGCCCUCGCACAGGGUGCUGCUGAGCGCAGAGCAAAGGAAGAAACUGUCUUCCUUGUUGGAGGUGGCUCAGUAUUUACUGGCACACAGUAUGUUCUCCCGAUUCUCCUUGUGUCAGGAACUGUGGGAAGUACAGGGUUCUUUGUUGCUUGAGGUCGUGUGGCAGCUUCACAUACAAAACGUUGUGAGCUUCCAAGAGCUGCUGGAAAGUCAUGCUGACACGCAGGCCACAGUGGCGUGGCUCUUUAGGAACCUGUGCCUUCUGUGUGAGGAAAUGGAAGCAUCUCCGUACAAUGACAUCGCCAGUGCUAUGCUUUCUGAUCUUGUGCAAAUGUUUGUUUUGAGAGGAUUUCAGAAAAACUCGGAUCUCAGAAGAAAUGUGGAGCCUGAACAGAUGGGCCAGCUUGCAUUUGUUGUACUUCAGAGAAUGCUGAUCUUCGCUCUCGAGGCUUUGGCCGCUGGCAUGCAGGAUGGGUCCCCACAGCACAAGGUGGUGAAGUGCUGGUUCGGCGUGUUCUGUGGACACACAUAUGACAGAAUGAUUUCGACAGAUUCUCCUAAGAGAUUUUUCAGUCAUACUCUGACUCAGGUGCUAACCCACAAGCCUGUGCUGAGAGUUUCUGAUGCUGUUCAGAUGCAGAAAGAGUGGAGCUUUGCGAAGACCCACCCUCUGCUCACCGGCCUGUACCGCAGGCUCUUCACGAUGCUAAGUCCAGAGGAGCUAGUUGGCCAUUUGCAGGAAGUUCUGGAAACACACGAGGUGAACUGGCAGCAUGUGCUCUCCUGCGUGUCCACACUGGUGAUCUGCUUACCCGAGGCGCAGCAGCUGGUUAAAGAUUGGGUGGCCCGAUUGCUGACCCGUGCGUUCGAGAACUGCGACCUGGACAGCAUGGUCACUGCGUUCCUGGUUGUGCGUCAGGCUGCGCUGGAGGGCCCAUCUGUGUUCCCGUCCUAUGCAGACUGGUUCCAGGCCUCCUUUGGGAGCUCAAGGGGCUCCCACUGUUGCAGCAAGAAGACGCUGGUCUUCCUCUUCAAGUUCCUGUCAGACCUCGUGCCCUUUGAGGCGCCCCGGUACAUGCAGGCACACAUUCUCCACCCACCGCUGGUGCCAAGCAAGUACCGCUCCCUCCUCACAGACUAUGUCACGCUGGCCAAGACGCGCCUGGCCGACCUGAAGGUUUCUCUGGAAAACAUGGGCCUCUACGAAGAUCUGUCUUCAGCCAGGGAUGUGACAGAGCCCCACAGCCAAGCGCACCAGGAUGUGGAGAAGGCCAUCGCAGUGUUUGAACACACAGGGAGAAUCCCCUCUGCGGUCAUGGAGGCCAGCAUCUUCAGGAGACCCUACUACACGGCUCACUUUCUCCCUGCCCUCCUCACGCCUCGAGUGCUCCCGAAAACGCCUGAUCCCAGAGCGGCCUUGAUCGAGUCCCUGAGGAGAGCAGAUAAAAUUCCCCUGUCUCUGUACUCCGCCUACUGCCAGGCCUGCUCCACUGCCGAAGAGAAGAAGCCAGAAAGUGCAGCCCCGGGAAUGAAGGUGGAAGCUGUCUGUGCCGAGGGACCCUUGGGACCACUCGCAGCCGCGCUAAGAGAGCUCAGAGCCGCGAUGACGGACCCCACGCAGUAUGACGUUGUGGCUGCUCGGGUGGCAGUUGUUUCUGAGCGGCUCGGCGCCGCCUUGGGCCGCGCUGAGGAGGACGGCAGCUCUGGGGGAUCGCAGAUUCAGCUCAGCGUCCUCACGCCAGGCCUGGAGCAGCAGGAACGGGAGGUCGCGGACCUCCUGCUGACGUGUUUUUGUCAGAACCUGAUCGUAGCUUCCAGCUUCGCCUCGCCAGACAGGCAGGGCCCCUGGGCUUCUCGCUUAGUGAUGGCCAUGUGUGGACGCAGGCUCCUUCCUGUCGUGCUCACCAGGCUCUGCCAGCUGCUCCGUCACCAGGGCCCAAGCCUGAGUGCCUCCCACGUGCUGGGGUUGGCCGCCCUGGUCGUCCACCUGGCCGAGUCCAGGUCUGUGCUCCCAGAGGUGCGUGUGGGCCUCCCUGCCCCCGCCGAGGGCCUGUCCGUCGCAGAGUUCUUCAGUAGCCUCCUGACGUUCAGGACCUCGGAGACCUCGCUCUUCUGCCUGAAGUGAGCUGCCCUCACAUCCGCUGUUCUUACAUUGUAUUUAUGUGUCUAUUGUGACCUGAGCCGAGAUCAACGAUGCGGCAGCUUGGAGCCCGCACUUCUGCCUCAGUUUCAGUUCAUUAUACUGAGACUGUUCCCAGAAGCCCGAGAUCCCCUCUGUCCGGAGGACACAGCCGACCCUCCCUGGAGGCCCUUGUGCCGGCCCUCUGCAGACUGGCAGCAAGCUGCCCUCUGUCUGUGGAAACAGAGAACCUUCCAGGAACUGUUGAAGGAGAAAGAAUUUCACUUAACUUACAGAGACUGGUUACGGCUGGAACUAGAAAUUCAACCUGAGGUCGACUGUCUUUCAGAUACAGAAAGGUGGGACUUCCAGCAGUGGGCGAUCCAUGAGUACUUCCUCCCCAAGCCCUCGGCUGCGGGCGGCUGCGACGGGGACCUGCAGGUGGCGUGCGCAGUUCUUGUCGACGUGCUGAUAGACUUCCGCCAGAGUUCGAGGAGUUACAACUACUCAGAGAAUUCUGAUUUGGUUCUUAGUGGCUGCCCAGGAAAUCGGGAUAUUUUUUCCAGAUUGCAGGAGAUGGCUGCCGGCCUGGAGCAGGGCCCGGGGGCACCCCGCAGUUGCUCUCCUCCUCAGGGGCACUUCCUUUUCGGAGUUUUCCGCAGACGGCUCCAGGCGCUGGCAAGCGGGUGGGAUGUGGCCGCCCGCCUUCGGAGACAGCGGGAGCUGCUUGUGUACAAAUGGAUCCUCCUUGGUCUGCCCCCGUCUGUUGUCGUCGGCCGCCCCCAGGCCGGCCGGCCAGCCGCCCCUGACUGCACCGAGUUCUUCCACUUGGUCAACUCUGAGCUGAGAAACUUCUCCCAUGGAAGCGCACUGACCCACGACCUCACAGUCCACUUCUUCAGGGGGCUCCUCAGUGCCUGUUCACAAAGUGGAGACCCCUCCCUGACAGCAGACCUGGUCCUGACCGCGUGCCAGACUGAGUGCCCCCUAGUCCUGACCUCUGCACUGUUGUGGUGGCCACGUCUGGAGCCCGAACUCCGUAGUCGGUGGAGGAGAUGCCUCCAGGGCCCACUGCCCCAGGAGCUGCAGAGACUGUGGGAGGCCCAGCGGUUUGGCAGGAGCUGCCUCCUCCCUGACACGGCAUCCCCUGCGCCUGGCCCGGCCUGGCUCUCUGCUGCCGCACUUUACUUCGAAAUCCAGCGAGCCGGGAAAGACAGCGUCAAGAGCCAGCUGGAGAGGCUGGGCUGCCAAGGAGAGGAGCUGCUGGUGUUCCUGUUUUUCUUUUCCUUAAUGGGCCUGCUUUCAUCACAUCUGACCCCACACGGAAGACCUCGUCAGGCUGUUGACACCCCGAAGGCUUUGGACAUUUGUGCUGAGAUUCUGGGGUGUUUGGAGAAGAGGAGGGUAUCCUGGCUGGUGCUCUUUCAGUUGACAGAGACAGGUGGCGGCCUGGGCCACGUCCUCCUCCGCCUGGCCCCAGAUCAGUAUGUCAGACUGCUGCCGUUCGCCUUCUACAGCCUUCUCUCCUACUUUGACGAAGACGCCCUCACCAGGGAGGAUGCCUUCCUGCACGUUGCCGUCGACAUGUACCUAAAGCUGAUCCGUCUCUUCGUGGCCGGGGAAACCAGUGCACUCUCCACCGUAGCCAGCAGGAGCCGGGAGCGCCGGGGCCAGGGUGACCCUGUCGGCUUGAUAACAGAAGCUCGUCGUUUUCUGCUGCGGUCAAUACCUAGAUGCCCAAAAGAGAGCUUCUCAAACGUGGCCGAGGUAACACGCAGACGCUCACUCUGGUGUGUGUGUCGAAGAGCAAACGAGAGUGCUGUAGAUACAGCACUUCCAUUAAGAGGACAACCCGGGGGUGCGGCACUUGCACUGUGGCCACUUACCUGCUGGGCUGUGGUUGCUAGCUUCCCUGUCCCCAGGCCCCGGGUGUCUGGGGGCUGCACUCGGCUGAGCACAGUCGGUUUCUUGCAGCUGCUGGCCACCAGUGCGGACUGUGACCCGGACGUGAGGGCCGCCCUCCUGAGCAGACAGCAGGCCGGGCCGGAUGCCGACCUCUACCGGGAGCCCCGGCUCUUCUGA